GAUUACAAUUAGAUAAUGAAAAGAAAUGUAAUUAGAAAGAAUCAAUGAAAACUCAAUGAAAAAAGUGAGACUUGAAAUAAACUGAAACUUUAAGAAAGCGCCUCAAGCCAAUUUAGUCAUUCGGUUGAUUGGAUGACUCAUUUGUAUUAAUAGUUUCUGAUUUUUAUCAUUUUAAUAAAACGAUUAUCAAUUUUUACAAAAAAACUGUUAUCGAUUUUUGAUUGAAAGAGAAAAAGAAAGAAAUCGAAAAAUCGAUUAUUCGUUUCAGUCACUUGAAUCGAUGAUAAUCGAUCGUUUUGAUGGAUCGCCACUUUGUUUUUCUUUGAGAAAGUUUCAUUUUUUUAUGUCAAUUUUUUUACUUUGUUGUUCUGACAAUACAAUUAAUUGUUCAUCAGUAUGACUUCAUUGGAAUUAAAUAGAUCUGAGCGUAUUAGAGCUGCUCUAUUCGAUGAUUUAUCAAGUGACAUUUUAUAUACAACAUCGAUCGACAAUAAAUCAGAAACAUGUGUCCUUAGACUCUCUGAACCUGCACAAAUGAUUAAAUUGGCGAUUGAAGCUUUGAUUAAUUACCAGAAUGACGCUGAUUUGGCAACAAGUGCUGUUCCUGAGCUGUUGAAGCUAUUAAAUGAUGAAGAUGAAGUGGUGGUUAACAAAGCGACAUUAAUGGUUCACCAUCUUUCGAAAAGUCGCUUCCGACACGCACUCAUCAAUUCUCCUCAAAUGGUGUCCGCUCUUCUUAGGGCGAUGUCAAAUGCCGAAGCUGAAACAACCACUUGUGCUGCGAGUAUUUUACAUAAUUUAUCUCAACAUCAACAAGGUCUUCUAGCGAUUUUCAAGUCCGAUGGAAUCUCUGCCUUAAUUAAGCUUCUCACCUCUCCAAUCAAUCGAGUUGUUUACUAUUCCUUGACAACGAUCUACAACCUGUUGCUUCAUCAAGAAGGAUCAAAAAUGGCCGUUCGACUCGCCGGAGGGAUCCAAAAGAUGGUCACAUUGUUGAAUCAUCCCAAUCCUAAAUUCCUCGCUCUUUUGACCGAAUGUUUAACUUUACUUGCUUAUGGAAAUCAAGAGUCUAAGUUGAUUAUUCUCGCCUCAGGUGGUGUUCCAGAGAUUGUGAACAUUAUGCUUAUUCAUAACUAUGAGAAAUUACUCUGGACAACAUCUCGACUGCUCAAAGUUUUGUCCGUUUGUCAAAGUAACAAACUCGCGAUCAUCCAAGCCGGAGGAAUCUACGCUUUGGAUAUGCACUUGGAACAACCCGGAAGAUUACAAUUAAGUUGCCUUUGGGCUUUGAGGAAUUUAUCUGAUUCUGCCACCGAUAUUCUCAACAUUGAUCAUCUUCUCCAAGUUCUACUCAAUUUACUCAAAAGCGAAGAUCUUAACGUGGUUGUUUGUUCGGUCGCUAUUCUGUCCAAUUUGACCUGCAACAAUACCCAAAACAAACUAUUCUUAUGUCAACUAGAUGCAAUUGAAAAGAUUGUUACAACCAUCAAACAAGCUGGAGAUAGACAAGAGAUCGUUGAACCAGCAAUUUGUGUUCUCAAACACCUGACACAUCAGCAUGAGGAAGCAGAAAUAGCCCAGAAUGAUGUCCGUCUUCAUGAUGGUUUGAAUUAUAUUGUAAAUUUCUUGAAUCUGCCGAUCAGUUGGUCACUAAUCAAAGGAAUUGUGGGAUUAAUUCACAAUCUGGCUCAAUGUCCAGCCAACCAAGCGCCAUUACGAGAAGCUGGAGUUAUUCCCAAGUUGAAUCAAAUUUUAUCCAAAGCUCAACAAGAGAGAAACUCAUCUUCAGGAUACAUGGAUGGUGUUAAAAUCGCCGAUAUCAUCGAGGGAACGAUGUAUUCAUUCAAGAUGUUAGCUCGAGAUGUUCAUAAUCGAUCCAUUAUCACAGAAAUGAACUUAAUCUCAACAUUCGUGCAACUUUUAUAUUGUGACGAUGAGAACGUUCAACAAUCUGCUGUUGGUGUUCUCAGUGAACUGUCCCUCGAAAAGAAAGCCGUUGACAUUAUUGAAUCUGAAGGAGCUACUGCAGCUCUUACUGAACUUCUCCAUUCUAGAAAUGAAGUGACAGCCACUUUCGCCGCCGCUGUUUUGUAUCGAAUGUCCGAAGACAAACCUCAGGAUUACAAGAAGCGUCUAUCAUUGGAACUGACAGCAACCCUUUUCCGUGACGAACCCAAUGAUUGGACUUCAGCCGGUGAAGUGGAAAACGAGGUCUUACCACAAGCUGAAUCUCACUACGGAUCACUCGCCUCUCCCCUCAAUCCUUAUCCACAAUCAAUUUACGUCCAAACCACAUCAGAUAUGGAUGUUAACAAUCCCUAUUCAUCACCAUAUUACAACGAACAGGACCAAGUCGCCAAUAAUGACCAAUACUCCGCUUGGUACGACACUGACCUUUAACUUAUCAACAAUCAAAUCAAAAACCGUUUCCAGUGACUUAUCACCAAUAUUUCAGUGGCCUUAUCAAUUUAAUCUUAUUACUCUUAUACAAAUCUGACACUUUAAAUAAUAAUUUACAUUUUAAUUUCUUACUAUUAAUAUUUACCUAAUAGAACAUAUUUAAUAAAUUAUGCUGAUUUAAUAACAAUCGCAAGUAAAAACAAUAACAUUGAUUAUCUUCCGUUAGAAUUUGAAUGAAAAGAAAAUUAAAAAUAAAUAGUUACCACUUAACAACAUUAGAUGAGAAAAACAAUUUUAAUUGCAACAAAUUGUUUCCCUUUAAAUUGUUACCAUCAAAAGUUAAUUGGAAACGAUUAUUUUUUAAAAACGAUUGUAAACUUUAAUUACUAAACUGAAUUUACAACAACAAUCCUUGUAAUUUAAUGACUGGGAAAGAAUUUGAUUAACUAAUUAAAAAAUCAUUUCUACCAAUU
Molecule: messenger RNA, 2873 nt
Organism: Panonychus citri (citrus red mite)
Lineage: Eukaryota; Metazoa; Arthropoda; Arachnida; Trombidiformes; Tetranychidae
Product: catenin beta-1-like
Exons: 1
Coding region: 397-2400 (667 amino acids)
Biological process (GO): cell adhesion; positive regulation of transcription by RNA polymerase II
Cellular component (GO): adherens junction; catenin complex
Molecular function (GO): protein phosphatase binding; cadherin binding; transcription coactivator activity
Source: RefSeq, a predicted model, not a curated record